Molecule: messenger RNA, 866 nt
Organism: Trachemys scripta elegans
Lineage: Eukaryota; Metazoa; Chordata; Testudines; Emydidae
Product: cathepsin G-like
Exons: 5
Coding region: 1-693 (230 amino acids)
Biological process (GO): proteolysis
Molecular function (GO): serine-type endopeptidase activity
Source: RefSeq, a predicted model, not a curated record
AUGGGUCUUCAGCCAGACUCCGUAUAUGAGUCUGAUGCGGCUGACAACAAAGGGUAUAAAAUCAGCCACGGGGCAGCAGAAGGCUCCGGUUGGCGCCGAGCCUGGACGAGGACCGAGGAACUCAGAGACGGAGCGGCCCCAGUGCCUCCUGUUCUCCCUGCUGUCCUACCCCUCAGCCCAUGCUGGGACAUCAGCGUCAUCCUGGGAGCUCACAAUUACCGCAUCCCGGAGGCCUCCCAGCAGAUGUUUGCAGUUGAAAGCUACCGUCCGCACCCAGAAUACGACAGCAGAUAUGUGCCAUACAACGACAUCCUUCUCCUAAAGCUGAGCCACAAAGCCAAACUGAAUAAAUACGUCCAGGUGAUCCCCCUGCCCAAGACCAACAGCGACAUCCCCACGGACACCAAGUGCAUCGUGUCGGGAUGGGGCUACAUUGACCAAGAGGUAGCAACUUACAAGCUCUACGAGACCAACGCCACUGCCCUGAGCCUGAGGAAAUGUCUCCUGUUCUACCCAGAGCUCAGCGACAGCUACCACAAGCUCAGUGACGUCAACUACGGGGACUCCGGUGGCCCUUUGGUCUGCCACGGGGUGGCCCAGGGGGUCGUCUCCUACGGUUUCCAGUUCCCUCCCUCGGUGUACACUCGUGUCGCCCACUACCUGCCCUGGAUUCGAAAGACCAUGGGGCAGUGACCGGAGAAGAAGAUGCUACAACUUCUCCAGCAUCUGCAUGGCUUUUCUCUCCCCCGGGGCGUUCCCUGGAACUGUAGGGAUAACAACGCAGGGUCCACCAACUUCUCUUUUGGGCUGCCCCUUUCUCUACAUUUAAAUAUUAUCAUUAGGGGAUCUGAACUUUUCCCCCCCCC